Mesorhabditis spiculigera is the source of this 333-nucleotide messenger RNA. The record is from the annotation of a GenBank genome assembly. NCBI's taxonomy places the organism in Eukaryota, Metazoa, Nematoda, Chromadorea, Rhabditida, Rhabditidae.
AUGCCGAACCAGGGCCACCAAAUUCUCGUUGGCCUCUUCUUGGCCCUAUUGGUCGCCGCUGAGGCUUCAACCAUCUUUAAGAAGAGCGAAAUCGCGCCCUCGUUGGCGUUGCAGAGAUAUUUGGACAUUCAGGAGACGAUCAAUCGUUUGGCCGAAGCGAAUCGGGCGGUUCGAUGCCGAGUUCCAGGAACGACCUACAACAAGCAGAAGCGUUACAUCGGGCCGGCCCGUCGCCUUGAAGAGCUGAUCGCUCCGUUUAGCAUAGAAAACCACUACUCUUCUAUGCCCCAACCGUCCCAACCGCAGCUCCAGGAUUUCUACUAUGUCGACUGC